Trametes versicolor FP-101664 SS1 is the source of this 822-nucleotide messenger RNA. RefSeq lists its product as uncharacterized. The record is from RefSeq and is a predicted model, not a curated record. NCBI's taxonomy places the organism in Eukaryota, Fungi, Basidiomycota, Agaricomycetes, Polyporales, Polyporaceae. The transcript is spliced from 3 exons. The coding region runs from base 122 to 532 and encodes 136 amino acids.
CUGAGCUGCCCCACCAGCCCAAGUGUGGUCGGCUCGUCCGCGCUGCUUGACUCGCGUCCUCCUACCGACCUCGCGUCUUCUUCGCAUAAUCACAUCGUAUUCGAAGCGUCAUAAGAUCGGCAUGGCUGGCCAACAGGGCGUCAACAAUGCAUGGACCAUUCCCUUCAAUCCGGUUCGUCCGGACGGCAGAGUGAUCUCCCAAGACGCUGCCCGGAAGCUGGUAGACGACCGGAUCGCUUUUGGUCGCCGCCUCGACCAAUGCAUGGAGGAGGCACGCAGGAUCCUCGACUCCCGCGACGCAGGGGAACUGAGGAACUCCGAGGAGGCACAGGCCUGGGUCCUCACUACUGAACGCUUUCGCUGUGAGGCCUCCGAGCACCACCACCGGUGCUUUCGGCUUGCCGAGUACAUCGUUCAUCUCCAUUCGGUCUUCUCUGUCCCCGGUGCUGCUCCCAGUUCUCUCCCUCCUAUGCCAGAAGAAAUAGUUCACUAUGUUGGGUACGAGAGGCAGCAGACAAGUACCGCUAAAUAGUGGAUUUCCCGGUUCCCUUCUUUUACAUUCUUCUCUUCUUCCGUGUCUUUGCUACCACGAUCUCCUCCAGCUUUGCGUUGUCCUUUCGUCUCGAUCUGGGUCGCCUGCUCUUAGUUCAUAGCUAUUGUUUGUGUGUACAGCUGUAUAUAUCCGGGGACUAGAUGCAUGAUACCUCGCGACUAUAUCCGUGCGGAACACCGGUGUGCAAACUGUAGUAUGAGCCAUAUCUUCAUAUGUAGUCAUAUGUAGUUGUAUGUGGCGAGAAAAGCCAGGGAAUAACUCGAUUUUUG